GAUCAUGGUGGCACUGCGCCUACCAUCUAACCACAUCAAUAGUCUCCGGCGAUUCUGAGUCUUCCCUUUGCCCUGUCCUUGCUGGGCUGGGUGGCUGGAGUUUUCUUCCUCACCAUGACAGCACUAGUGAUGUUGUAUUCCUACGACCUUCUCUCGCUGGUCUUGGACCACCACGCUCAGUGGGGCAAUCACCAGCUUUGUUUCCAGGACAUGGCUACAGAUAUUUUAGUUUAUUUACUUGCUGUCAAGACCAAAUGGGAGCAUGCAGCAUUGCGAAUUUGUGAUUAUUUCAGGGUGCAAAUUCCGUCCUUCCACUCCUUAAGGCACAUUAACCUUGUCUCUCAAAUCCUCUGCCUCUCCUGCACUGCUUCCCACUGCUGGUUCCAUAUACAUCGCCUAAAAAGUUGUGAGCCUGAAUUCCUUGUGGCCACACCUGAGAGACUUUUGGAGCUUAUUUCCUUGAAGGCCAUUGACAUAUCUGGUGUCUCCUUAUUGGUUGUUGAUGGACUGGACACUCUCUGUAAAGGAGGCUACCUUGAUAUGAUUAAAUCUAUUAGGCAGUCAAUUUCUGGAAAUCCCCAUGCGGUUGUUUUCAGUGAAUGCUCAAGCUGUACCUCUGUUCCAGGUGUAGAAGAUCUCCUUAGAGGAUCAUACUGUAGAUUACCUCUUAAGGGUUCAAUUAAUAAUCAAAGUGCUUGCAUUGCUCAGUCUAUACAUGCGUGAAGAAAAACUACUAAAGUUUGCUUUGCUUGAUCAUAAACAAAAAGCUGGAACUCAUCUGGAUGCUCAGAAGAUGGGAAAGGAUGAAAUUUUCGAUGAAUUUCCCAUCUUCUCAGAAAACCAGAGGACAAUUUUUUCACUCACAAAAGGAAAAGUAGAAGUAUCAGCAUGGGUUUUGUUUCCCUUCUGCUGUUUAACACUGGCAUGCUGCUCAUUUGAGGUCAAAUUUUGACAGCAGAACAACUCAGCCGUUGGUGAUUGAUUCAGAGCACAUAAGCACCACCUAGAACAGUUCGUGAUCUUGACUUCAAAUUGGCCAUAUCCAAUUCUCGCAGAGAUGGGCGGCUGCACUUUCAAUUGUU
This is a messenger RNA of Vitis riparia (riverbank grape), 1082 nucleotides long. RefSeq lists its product as uncharacterized. The record is from RefSeq and is a predicted model, not a curated record. The transcript is spliced from 5 exons. Gene Ontology annotation, cellular component: cytoplasmic stress granule; P-body. Gene Ontology annotation, biological process: cytoplasmic stress granule assembly; P-body assembly. Bases 115 to 723 code for a protein of 202 amino acids. Gene Ontology annotation, molecular function: mRNA binding. Lineage: Eukaryota; Viridiplantae; Streptophyta; Magnoliopsida; Vitales; Vitaceae.